GGAGAUUCAACCAAUCAGGUUGUGCAAUCAAAGUCGUGCGCCACGGGCUGCGCUCAGCAGCUGAUCCCCGCGAACAAUGAAGUGUUGCCCAUUUGCUGGUCCUGGCCGCCAGGAGCGGACGUGGAGCGCAACAAUCAAAACAACCAUGGCAGGCGGUCCCCUUUCGCUGUAAGAUCUGGCGGUGGUCCAAAUGGGGCAAACUGUUUUGAGAUGACCUGCAUGAAUCCUUCGUGCCCUCAUUUCCAGAGGACGCAUCCAAAGAGGCAAAGCGUAAAAAGCCUCAACAUGACUACAACUGUUCUAAACCCGAAAAAGAAGCGCAGUGCGACACCGCGGCGGUCCUUUCACUCAGACUGCGCCUCAGACACGUCCAGCCCGGGACAUUCGAAACCGAGUGAUCUCAACACUCAACGUUACCAGGCGACGUCCGUGCGCGUGCUGUCCUCGCGCCGGAAGGUGAUACGCCUUCUGAUCCUCGUGCAGGUCACUUUCGCUGUUUGUGUCCUGCCGCACCACGUGCGCCUUUUGAUGAACUAUUGGGAGGUGUACCCUUCCCUUUCGUUCACCUUCAACUUUUUCCCGCCCCUCGCUUUUAUCUGCUUGUACUUGAACUCAGCGCUAAACCCUGUCCUGUACAGCCUCUUCUCGGAGAGC
Messenger RNA from Lymnaea stagnalis (great pond snail), 654 nucleotides. Lineage: Eukaryota; Metazoa; Mollusca; Gastropoda; Lymnaeidae. The record is from the annotation of a GenBank genome assembly.